Lymnaea stagnalis (great pond snail) is the source of this 12406-nucleotide messenger RNA. Lineage: Eukaryota; Metazoa; Mollusca; Gastropoda; Lymnaeidae. The record is from the annotation of a GenBank genome assembly.
UGAACAACUGGUUACAUCCAACUACCUGAACUCUACACUUGGAUUUUUAAUUAUGACCUUUAACUUCGAGGCUAUCACUUGACUCGGGAACAAGGAAGUCGAAGUUCAGCUCAUUAAAUUCAAUGAACGAUGACAACCUAAAUUUUUUUUUUUUCUCGACCAUCUCUGUUCAACUUCUGGUUGUUGCACAAUGCAACCCUACCCACAAGGUGCGCGCAGACGUCACAGGUGGCUGUAUUAUGUUUCAUGACGCGGACGGCGGUGGUUCGCUGGUGGCCUGAUCCGGCUGAUCCGGCUUCGACACGAUGACAACUGACGGGAUCCCAAAUGUCAACUAUAAAAGUGGCAUGGCCGGCACAUUGAAUUUUACUUCUAAUAACGUCUGGCUCCUGGCUUCAGGCCUCGCACUGCUCUCUCUCUCUUGUUUAGGACGGACGCCAGGUAGCUCUAAGAGGCAGGUCAGUACUCAGUGGUACCGGUACCAACAACGAUGGUGAGGGUUCUUUAAUCAAUUAAAACGACUUGGCGAUUGCACGAUUCAUAAUCAUUAUUAAGGUGGUAUUAUUAUUUUUUUUGUGUUCACAGCCGCAGUUAUAGCGAAUGAAAAGAACACACUUGUUUUAACAUCUUUUGUUUGUUUGUUUGUUUGUUUGUUUUUGUUCACAACCGCAGUUAUAGCGAAUGAAAAGAACACACUUGUUUUAACAUCUUUUGUUUGUUUGUUUGUUUGUUUGUUUGUUUUUGUUCACAACCGCAGUUAUAGCGAAUGAAAAGAACACACUUGUUUUAACAUCUUUUGUUUGUUUGUUUGUUUGUUUGUUUGUUUUUGUUCACAACCGCAGUUAUAGCGAAUGAAAAGAACACACUUGUUUUAACAUCUUUUGUUUGUUUGUUUGUUUGUUUGUUUGUUUUUGUUCACAACCGCAGUUAUAGCGAAUGAAAAGAACACACUUGUUUUAACAUCUUUUGUUUGUUUGUUUGUUUGUUUGUUUUUGCUCACAACCGCAGUUAUAGCGAAUGAAAAGAACACACUUGUUUUAACAUCUUUUGUUUGUUUUUUUUUGUUGUUGUUUUUUUUGUGUUCACAACCGCAGUUAUAGCGAAUGAAAAGAACACACUUGUUUUAGCAUCUUUUGUUUGUUUGUUUGUUGGUUUUUUUUUGUUGCUUUUGGUAAACUCUUGUGACGCUAGACACGCUAAAGCUAAGGCCCCGUGCACCGUGUUUGUGAUCGAAUGUAGAUUGUUACAUAAAUAACCGAACCAAACUGUUCGAUAAUUACGUUAUAAUGGAAAGUGCCAAAGUCAUUAAAUUGUUGCAAUCGAAUGGAGUUUUGUUCAUUUUCAGAUUUGAAAAAAAAAAAAAAAGAAAAACAAUCUGUAAGGGGUGUGAGACUUGUUUUAAGUGUGUCUGUUGGUGGGGAGGGGGUGUGUGAAGAAUAUCAACACAUGUGGAAACACAUCCCUAAAACUAAGCUGUCUAAAGCCCAGAUUACGGAAGCAUUUUAAAAAUAUUUUAAAACAAUUUUAGUAUUAUUAUUAUUAGUAUUAUUUUUUAUUAGGAUUCACUUGCAAAAGUAAUCUGGCUAUCAGUGCCGUGACGUGUCCGUUACGUCAGUUACGGGCUUUUGUGAUAGGAUAAGUUUGACAUAAUUAUUGAACUGGCAUCAACAAGGGGGUAAUGUUCUACAAAAAUGAAGUGUCAAAAUAACUCGUAGAGUAUCUUCCUUAUGACAACACUAACAAAGAGAUAUCUUAAUUUAGAAACACAUUGCACUAGUGAACAUAUGUUUAAUGUUUCGAAUUAUUUAUAUGAUUAAUAAUGUGUAGCCGUCUUUGUACCGACCCUGGGUUGUACCGUCCCUGGGUUGUACCGUCCCUGGGUUGUACCGUCCCUGUUUUGUAUCGUCCCUGUGUAGUAUCGUCCCUGUGUAGUAUCGUCCCUGUGUUGUAUCGUCCAUGUUUUGUAUCGUCCCUGUGUUGUAUCGUGCCUGUGUUGUAUCGUCCCUGUGUUGUAUCGUCCAUGUGUUGUAUCGUCCCUGGGUUGUAUCGUCCCUGGGUUGUAUCGUCCCUGGGUUUUAUCGUCCAUGUGUAGUAUCGUCCUUGUUUUGUAUCGUCCCUGUGUUUUAUCGUCCCUGUGUUGUAUCGUCCCUGUGUUGUAUCGUCCCUGUGUUGUAUCGUCCAUGUGUUGUAUCGUCCCUGUGUUGUAACGUCCCUGUGUUGUAUCGUCCCUGUUUUGUAUCGUCCCUGUGUUUUAUCGUCCCUGUGUUGUAUCGCCCCUGGGUUGUAUCGUCCCUGGGGUUAUCGUUCCUGUGUAGUAUCGUCCCUGUGUAGUAUCGUCCCUAUUUAGUAUCGUCCCUGUGUAGCAUCGUCCCCGGGUUUGGGCCUUCCAUAAACCUUACCCGCAACAUCCGUCAAAAUAAUAAUUUAAAAAAUUAAAAUAAAUUCAUAAAUUUAAAAAAAAUGGUGCGAAGUCGAAAGUGCUCAAUGUUCAUGAACUUGUUCAGAUAUUUCUGGAGUUUGAUUUUUAAAGUUCAUAUCACAUUCCCAGAUUCAUUGAAUUAAGGGGCUAACUAAUUAUUUAGGGUUGACCAAAUCUGGCGUGCUCGCACCACCAUCGGGUGCGAGGUGUAUUUCAUGCCGUGAUGGCGUUAAGUAUUGUGGACCAUGAAAAGUAAUAAUCCCUAGCACUUCUAGUUGAUAACUAUCCCUCGGCAGAUGAACACUGCGUCGUCAAAGCUUGGCAUUUAAUAAUAUGACCCCCUCCGCUCGCCCCCCCCCCUCAUGAUGUUAUCAAUUCACCUCGCGGCGUUCUUAAAAGCCCCACGAAUGCUAACUGUGAGGACCGCUGUUUUGGGUAAUACAGUUUUCACGUGUGGAAAACAUGUGACCGCGCGUCUGCACGAACUUUAGAGAGACCCUUGCUAUGAAAAACAAGACAACAGAUAGCUCAUUUGUGCACCGAUAGAGACAUAUGGUGCAGACGACUUGGCAACGUGGAGGUGUGUCACGGCCCCGCCACCGAAUCCAGCCAAUCAGAGCCGAUGUUUUCUUCGCUGGCAAGGUCAAGGCUGUUUUAAUGUACCUGAUAAAUCCCCUCCCCCUCCCCCCACCCACAUAAAAAAAUACCGUCUAAAAGACGACAAACAACUUCCAUUACUGACGCAACUCAAUAGCAUGACCGAGUUUUUGUCUUUCUAUUUCCUUCUCAGUCUUAUCAUCUCAGACUGCACGACCCAUCUGUUCGGUUUUUGAAGUAGGCCUACAUUUCAUAAAUAUUCCGUGGUCAGUUGUGACACUUUAUGAGGAGUUGGUUGGUUGACAUUUUGAUUUUGUUAACAAGUUUCUGUUUGAAAUCGCGAUGGCAUACUCCCCCCCCCCCACACACACACCCAAUUAAACACAAAAGCUGAUUUUAAAAUUAAUUUAUAAGAGUCAUUUACCCCCCCUCCCCCUUUUUUUUCCCCACGAAGUUGUCGCGUAACCAUUUUGUCUAUUUCUAAAUAAUUCUGUUCAUGUCACAAUCGUUUUAUGUCAAAAUAAUGUUCUUCAUGUCACAACCAUUUUUUAUUCAUGUCAAUUUAAUUUAGUUCAGGUCACAACCAUUUUGUUAAUGUCAAAGUCAAAAUCAUCAAUAUUUUUUUAAUGUCAAAACCAUUUUUUUAUGCCACAAUCAUUUUGUUAAUUUCACAAAGCUUUUGUUCAUGUCAUAACCACUUUGUUCAUGUCAUAACCACUUUGUUCAUGCCAUAACCACUUUGUUCAUGCCAUAACCACUUUGUUCAUGCCAUAACCACUUUGUUCAUGCCAUAACCACUUUGUUCAUGUCAUAACCACUUUGUUCAUGUCAUAACCACUUUGUUCAUGUCAUAACCACUUUGUUCAUGUCAUAACCACUUUGUUCAUGUCAUAACCACUUUGUUCAUGUCACGCUCAUUUUGUUCUUGCCGCAUUAUUUAUUUUGAUGUCUAUUGCAACUUACCGCGUCAAGUUAGAGGUUUGCAAGGGGACGGAGGUCGAUAACUUGAGAAGCGUCAGCAAUGUAAAAAAAAAAAAAGAACAAUAAUAAACAACCCAUAAUAAUAAAAAAAUAAAAAAACCGAGACAAGCUGUUAUACCGAUAUUUGCCGAUCAAGAACAAGUCAGUCGUGGGCCCAAUGUUAUAAAUUAAAGUUAGAGGUUUGAAAGGGGAAGGAGGUCGAUAACUUGAGAAGCGUAAGCAAUGUAAAAAAAAAAAAAAGAACAAUAAUAAACAACCCAUAAUAAUAAAAAAAUAAAAAAACCGAGACAAGCUGUUAUACCGAUAUUUGCCGAUCAAGAACAAGUCAGUCGUGGGCCCAAUGUUAUAAAUAGACGAGUGCCGGCGUCACGCUUCGAUGGUCCAAGUGCCCGUCUGUAGCGGCUUAUAAUCAUGGGAAGAUUGGUUAAGGUGCCACUGAAUUGAAAAAGAACCAACAACUGAAUAAACUCUUUGAUUCUAAACACUUCUAUAGGGGAGGCCGAGCUAAUCGCUUUUGACGUCCACGGCCAACAGUGGGCACCUGCUCUAACUGUUGGGCUGUGCCAUGCAACAUUUCUUGAACUGUAGGUCUGGUCUGCUGCUCAAUACCCCCCCCCCCCGGGGCGAACACGGUCGUGAUCCCCCUCAGUGGUCAGCGUUUCCGCGUGCGGUGCCUCUUUUCAAAUUACCGCUCAUCACACACCUCUGUCUCGUCCUUCUUUGCUCCCAAAAAAUGAUUCUUUUUCAUUGUUUGCUAUCAUGUAUUUAUAUUCUUUGACACGUUCCUCGAGCCUCUGAAUUUCGUAUAUUUGCAGGUGUGUUUCUCAUCAACGUUCAGAAAACCCAGAGGAUCUCGCUGAGCACACCGGUCUUCUAAAACAACACUACUAGUACAAGCGGCAAUUCUAUUUACGCACAGUAACAUCAUGAUGUCUCAAGAAAUUAAAAAAGCCCGAAAAGGCUGGAACAUCCCCGUCUCCAAGAUGGCAGAGAACACGUUCAACCCAAUUCGAAGUAUAGUGGACACCAUGAAGAUCGAACCACACCCCGACAAACCUAUGAUUGCAUUGUCCAUCGGUGAGAUCAUAUAGCAAUCUUUAUCUUUUACACAAUCUUAGCAGGGCACCUUUGAAACCAUCUCAGUUUUUGUGUGUGUUUACAUGGGGCUUAGACAGAAUGGAUUGAGUUUUCAAAUAUACCACACACCAGGCCGGUAUUAAAUGUGACAACAAAAAAUGUUUUCGAAGUUUACAUGUUAUGCUUCUAUCCCUCCAGGGGAUCCCACAACAUUCGGCAACCUGCCCAUGGCUGACACCGUUGAGGAAGCCGUCAUUGACUGCAUCAGACAGAGGAAAUACAACGGCUACGCUCCUUCCGUGGGUAGGUUAUUGCAGCCAACCGUUUCCACACUAAACCGACUUCAGCGUCUGUCUUCAAAUUAGUUGCAACUCACUGACAAGUUAAAAUAGACUGUCAUAGAGCAACAUUUGGAGAUCAAACAAUGACAAGUUAAAAUAGACUGUCGUAGAGCAACAUUUGGAGAUCAAACAAUGACAAGUUAAAAGAGACUGUCGUAGAGCAACAUUUGGAGAUCAAACAAUGACAAGUUAAAAUAGACUGUCGUAGAGCAACAUUUGGAGAUCAAACAAUGACAAGUUAAAAUAGACUGUCGUAGAGCAACAUUUGGAGAUCAAACAAUGACAAGUUAAAAUAGACUGUCGUAGAGCAACAUUUGGAGAUCAAAUAAUGACAAGUUAAAAUAGACUGUCGUAGAGCAACAUUUGGAGAUCAAACAAUGACAAGUUAAAAUAGACUGUAGUAGAGCAACAUUUGGAGAUCAAACAAGGCAUUGUUUUUCUUUCUUAUAUCCAUCGUUAGAUCAUGGACUGUAGACCACAUGGACUAUAGACCACAUAGACUAUAGACCACAUAUAGACCACAUAGGCUAUAGACCACAUAGACUGUGGACCACAUAGACUAUAGACCACAUAGACUAUAGACCACAUAGACUAUAGACCACAUAGGCAAUAGACCACAAAGGCUAUAGACCACAUAGACUGUGGACCACAUAGACUAUAGACCACAUAGACUAUAGACCACAUAGGCUAUAGACUACAUAGGCUAUAGACUACAUAGGCUAUAGACCACAUAGACUGCAUACCACAUAGACUGUAGACAUAUUGAUUUUCAUUCAACAUCGAUGUCCCCAUAUAUUAUUAUGAUAAAGUAGGGCAUUCGUAGGAUAUUUCACUACAAUUUAAUAUAAAUCGAGAGGGGACAAAAAUGUCACAUAAAAUUCAGAGGUCAUUACUGAUCUUAACUUUCCAGGUUUUGAGUUCGCCCGUCAAGCUGUAGCAGACUAUGUGUCCACUCCUACUUCUCAAGUCGGAGCCAAGGUAAACUUUAAAAAAAAAAAAAAAAAAAAAAACAAAAAAAAAUUAAAUAAAAAAAAAAAAAAAAAAAAAAAAUAAAAAAAAAUCAAAGAAAACAUUAAAAAAAAAAAAAAAAAAAAAAAGCUAUAAUUAUUUACGGGUAAAAAUAAACAAGUAAACAAUGCGCCAAAACAUCUGAAUGAGAAUGUCGUACAAAUCUGCAAAAUAUCCGAGCAGAAACAUUGUGACCAUAAAUUUAAGCACAUGAAAAUUUAUUUAUUGGAGCAAAAGAAAAAGUAAUCAUAGAAACAUCCCUAUGAAUUCAAUGACGAUAGAUUAAAGGCAGUUAUCUAAUAUUAUUAAUCGAAUUUAAUUAAAUUUACAUCAAGAUAACACAAGUGUGUCUGAUUGGGUCAAAAUUACAGUUAAAAUAUAUGAUGUCCUGGAUUUACUUGAUGUAGAAUUCAUGAGAGGUUACUUUCAUUACCAAAUAUUCGUCUAGUAGGAAAUAAGAAACACGGGUAAGAGUAAUACUGAAUUUAAAAAAAAAAAAAAAAAAGAAAAAAAAAAAAAACUUAUUAAAAAAAAAAAAAAAAAAAAAAAAAACGGAAAAAAAAAAAAAUAAAUUAAAAAAAAAAAAAAAAAAAGAAAAAAAAAAAGCCUUCUUGGACAAAAAGGAAAAAUCAAAGAAAAUUUCUAAAUGGUUUUUGCUGUGUUUCUUAUUACUAAAUAUAAGGUGACCCAUUUGUUUCCUUCCAUAAUCAAGAUAUUUCAAAAUGUUCACAUUAACAAAAAAACUUGGACAUGUAACAUCUUUUUGCGCCAUGGGUUCCCCCCAAUAAACAAUUAUUUGUGAUUACAAUUGCGCGGAGUCCAUGUAAAAAAAAAAUAAAAAAAAAAUAUUGAUUCUACUGAUACCAAUUCAUGUAGACAACUCGAUCUUUUCAUAAAUUAAAUUAAUAAUGAUAAAAAUUGUAGUUUAAACUGUACUGGGUUCAGCUAACGAAAAAAGUUUUUGAAAAAAACAACAACCCAGCACUGUCCUGACAAAAACAGUGUGAAUGUUCAUCUGAUGGCGGUCCUCUCUCUCCCCCCCCCCCCCCCCACCCCCCUCUUCCUUUUCUUGUUCUAAUACUGGUAUUACUCAAAUAUUGUAUUUUAACAUGAUAUUUAUGAGUGCACACAGCUUUUUUACAUAAUAAAUUCAAUGCUUCCAAUUUGUGUUGUCGUUUACAGGACAUUAUUUUGGCCAGCGGAUGCUCUGGUGCUCUCGAUCUUUGCAUCUCAUGCCUGGCAGAACCGGGGCAAAAUAUCUUGGUUCCAAGGCCAGGUUUCUCGUUGUACAAAACACUGGCAGAAUCUCUUGGCAUCCAUGUCAAACAGUAUGAUCUCUUGGUAAGUAAUCACCUCUACAAACAUGUGUGCAUAGUUUGCCACAAUAUAUAUUUAUAUAUAAAUAAGCAUCAUCUAGGCCUAUGCAGUAGACUCAUUUCAUUAGUCAUGGGAUUUGUUUUACAAUGUUACUGUUACAUAAUUGAACUUUCCACUGAUAAUUAUUACCUCAGCUUUUAACGUGGUGAUACAUUUUUAAAUAAAGUUGUAUUAAAAUAAUUUUUAUGCAAUUUUAUAAUGAACUUAGAAAAAUUAUUUAAAAAGUGAUAAAAAUAUCCACAUAAAAUAAUAUAUAUUUAUUUAUUUUACACCAGGGGCUCUCAAAAUUGUAGGCCCUAUAUAUAAUGUACCACUAAAAUAAAGUAAUAAAAUCCUUGAUCCACAAUUUAGAUUAAUUCAAAAUACAGACUUGAUAUGAUUAUGUAGCAGUUGUUUUACCUUGAAUAAUAUAAUGUUCCAAUGAAAGCAUUUUUUGAUACAGUUUGAGAAUCAUGUUGUUUAAAACUUCUUAUUUAAAUUUAAUGAUUAUGAAUAUUUCUCAUCAGCCUGAAAAGUCAUGGGAAAUUGACUUGGAACAUCUGGAAAGUUCAGUUGAUGAGAAAACUGCAGCUGUCAUUGUAUGUAAUCCAUCUAAUCCCUGUGGAUCUGCUUAUAGCAAGGAACACUUGUUCGAAAUUCUGGACACUGUUGCGCGUAAAAAGAUUCCAAUUAUUGCAGAUGAGAUCUAUGAACACUUUGUAAGUUUUACUUUUACUUAGGUUUAAUUUUUAAUUUUCAGUAUAGGGCCUAGGCCUAAUCUGUUUUUCAUUUUGUAAGAAAAUUUAGCACUUUUUAAGUAACUUUUAAGGUAAUUUCAUGUUUUUUGUACUUUAAUAGGUUUUUAAUGGUCAGACAUAUCACUCACUUGCUUCCCUGUCUAAAGAUGUUCCUAUACUUGCAUGUAGUGGGCUGACCAAAAGGUAAAAUAUAUCUUUUAUAAGUAAUGCAUUGCCUGUCAAAAUAGAAUUAAGAAUUAAAUGGAUGAACAAUAGUUUCAAGGGACAUAAAUUAACUAAAAACAAAAAAUAUUUUUUACACUAUUUAGUUUUUAAAAAUCUUAAGCUUAGCACUACAUUGUAGAAAAAAUCAACAUAGCAACAUAUAUUUUUUUGUUCAUACACCCAUCUCUUUAUGUGUAAAAAAAAAAAUGCUUUCUCAUGCUGUUAUAUAUUUGGUCAAUAUUAUAAGAAAUGUUUCAUGUACUUUCAGAUUUCUGGUUCCUGGUUGGAGACUGGGAUGGAUUGUCAUCAAUGACAGACAUGAUGCCUUCUCACAGGUAUAAAAUGAAUGAGAAAACUCUGCAUGCUUGAAGUCAUAGCUGUACACCAGUCUGCUUACAAAAAGAUUUAAAAUUUCAUAAUCAUUUUAAGAAGUGUACAAUUGUUAUUAUAUGCUUCAUACAUAAUCACCCAAAAGAAGAUAUGUCUUAAGAUGUUGGGAAAUUAUUGAAUCUAGGUCCGGACUGGACUACUGAAGCUGUCUCAGAGAAUUCUUGGCCCCAAUACACUUAUCCAGGCAGCGCUCCCUGAGAUUCUCAAAAACACGCCACAAAGUUUCUUUGAUGAUACAUUAAAAUAUCUUCAAGUAAGUUGGAUAUGUAGUGAAGUUCACAUUAAAAUAUCUUCAAGUAAGUUGGAUAUGUAGUGCAGUUCACAUUUUCUGUUAGGUUUGAGUUUCAUGACUUAUUACUUGUAAGUUUGCGUUGAAAACUUGAAAUCUUAAAUGGAGUUUUAACAUUUAUUUUUUAAAGUUUUAAAUAUAUUUUCUUUUUCAUAACUUUUAAUUAACCUUAAUUAAUUAGCAUUAAUCAUCUAAUUUUCCAAAUAAAAUCUCAAUAACAUUUUUUUCUUUCCAGACAAAUGCUGAUUUGUUUUAUCAAAACCUCAGUGACAUUCCCGGCCUACAUCCUGUGAUGCCACAAGGAGCCAUGUAUAUGAUGGUGAGUUUUAAAUAAAUAAAAAAUAUAAUCCUAAUUGUUGUAGUGAUGUGAUGUGGUUUGUCUUGAUUGGUGAUGUGUCGGUAAUUAUCAAGGUUGUUAUUAUUGCUGUUAUCACAAAAAUGCUACUAUGGCUUUCAAAUCCCUUUCUUCUGCAUUCCUUACUACAUAAUUAUUUUAAUCAAUUUUUUAAAAUUUUCAAGUUAAAUCUCAUUAUCAGGUUGGGAUAGACAUGAAACAUUUCCCUGAAUUCAAAUCAGAUGUUGAUUUCACCCAAAAAAUGAUUACAGAGCAAAGUGUGUUCUGCCUGCCUGCAUCGGUAAGUUUUCUUUUAUGUUCUAAAGUAAUCAUUUAGUAUGUCUUCUACGUUAUAGAUUUUAAUGAUAAUAAUAAUAUGAUUACAUUAUUCCCAUAGGCUUUUAAAUAAACGUAACCCAUUAUGGAUAAAUAUUUACAAAAUUCUUAUGCAUAUCUUUCCAGUGCUUCCAGUAUCCGAACUUCUUCCGUGUUGUGUUGACAGUUCCAACAGACAAAGUUAUUGAAGCCUGUGACAGGAUAAAGGAAUUCUGUGAAGAACACUUUCAAAUAGAAGAUGGUAAUGGAUUUGAAUUUUUUGCGCAGAAAAUGAAGAAUGGCCACAUCAAUGGGUUUGAAGCAAACAGGUUCGUCGAGAUUGAAAAAUGAAUUUAUAAACCGUGUCACAAAAGAGUUACCAGACCCUGCAGCAGCAACAAGAUGAAACCAUUCACAAGUGUAUGUAGAUUUGUACAAAAGUGUUUUGUGUCUUUUUAACAGAAUUCACUUUUUUUUUAAAAAUAGUUUUCUUCUGGUUUACAUCAAAAGCAGGAAAAAACCAAUCACAACUUACCUUCUGAUACAUUGUCGUAUCUUAGAGUUUUCAUAUCUUUAUUUUUCACAGUGUCAAUAUUUAUAUUCUCUCGCUUCCUGUUUUCCCACUUCCGGAGAGACGAAUGAAUACUGCUUGAGUUGUCUACUGUGUUCUUUUCUUUGUUAUAUUUUCAUUUCUAUUGUUGGCUGAGGAAGGCUUUAUGCCGAAACGUCCUUGUUUUUUGUCCUGUUACCUUAUUUCAAGCUUCCACAUACCUCGUUUCACUAUUUCAUUCAUUUACAUAGCUUCAAAGCAGUCCCUUCAUUUAUUAUUUCAUAUCUUAGAGUUGUUUAUAAACUAAGAAAAGCAAAUACAGCUACAUUCCAAGUCCCAUGUGCAUGGAAACGAUGCCAAAUUGUGAUGCAUUUAGUGAUUUUGUCUAGCCUGAAAUAACCUGUUUUUAAUUGACUUUCCUGUCACUUGUGUACAUUUUUGUCUUCUUUAUUUUCUCUCAUUUUUUUUACAAUGGGUUAUCUAUCUUGUACAUUUGAAGGGGAAAAACAAAAAAUUUCAUUAAAUGUGCUUUCACUGCUUUGUAAAUGUGGUACAGGUUAGGCUUUUAAGAAAAACCUGAUCUUUGAGAAGAUACAGGUACUUAUGGAUACCCAUGAAAUGUUCAAUUUGAUUUAACAAUUAUUUUUAACUUCUGUACAAAAAAAAAUGAAUUAAAUUAAAAUGUCAAUGUAAAUUUCCCCCCCCCCCCCCCCUUCAAAUCUCAACACAAAAAUACACACAUGGAUGUUGACCUUGCUCUUUCUUCUAGCCCACAAUGCUCAUCACCGGGUACUUGCCUCUAGCAAAUACUCUAGCCAACUAAAGGACUGUUGGAGUAAACACAAUGAUACAUGUGUUGCACAACUUUUCGAGGUUUCAAAAGUUAAUGUGAAAUACAAACUUGGUCUGAACAGUUAGGUUCAUAUCAAAUUAAAUUUGUUUAAAUUCCAUGGCUCAUUGCAAAAUUCUGACCCUCCAUUCGGAGCUUAUAGUAUUUAAUUACAUUUGGAAUAAAUAGCCUAGAUGUAUGACCGCAUAUGUAAUAUAUAUAUGUAUACAUAAAAAUCUAAUAUAUAUGUAUAUUUGUAAAUAAUAUUGCUAAAAAAAAGUGUUGUUCUUAUAUUUGAGGGGCCCACGAUCAAUUUGUUGAUCAUUCUGCCUCCUGGUUUGAAUUCAGAGUUUGCCUUCUCUUAGAUGGGUUGCCGUCCAAGGCUUACGAGUCCCAUCCACCCGGGGUGCUGGGAUGUUGGCUUUGGUGGGGAUUGAACUCCAGACCACCAACUAUUUGGUUUGAGACAAUUUAGACCGCUCGGCCACCCAGCAUGGAGUUACCGGUGACCCCCAUCACCCGACAUGUUUAAGGAUCAUGCCGCUUGUAAUGUGUAAAUCUAAUCCUGACAAAUAUAUAAAAAAAAAUCUGUGAUGUUAACGUUGUGCUGUACCUUAAAUGAGUUUCUUUUCAUUGUAGUAGAUCUGAUGAGACAGCAGCAGUUCUAUGUGUUUGAAUGUUUGAUGAAGGGUUUGAAGAAAUAAACCUUUUAGACCUGAUUGCUGUCGUUUUGUGCUUUGUUAUUGUAAUUUACUCAUGUCAUCAUUCACUGAAAAAGACCCCCCAUUAGUGUCUUAUAAUUAAUUUAUUGGCAUCAUCAAAACAGGGCCCUGUUUAAAAGAGACCGUUAAUUUUAAGUUGCCCAAAUGUUCCUUCUUCCCCCAUUUAAAAAAACAGUUGAAAGAGAAGGAAGGCCAAACUAUUUCAACAUGUGUUGAUUGCCGAAAAUAAAGUUAAG